This is a messenger RNA of Lonchura striata (white-rumped munia), 444 nucleotides long. NCBI's taxonomy places the organism in Eukaryota, Metazoa, Chordata, Aves, Passeriformes, Estrildidae. The record is from RefSeq and is a predicted model, not a curated record.
AUGGAAAUGGGAUGGAAAAAGGGUUUAUCCCAGAAAGGUUUAUCCCAGGCAGGUUUAUCCCAGGCAGGUUUAUCCCGGGUUUAUCCCAGGCAGAAAGGAUUAUUCCAGGCAGGUUUAUCCCGGGCAGGUUUACCUUGGGCAGGUUUAUCCCAGGCAGGUUUAUCCCAGGUUUAUAUCAGACAGGUUUAUCCUGGGUUUAUCCCAGAUGGGUUAAUCCCGGCCGGGUUUAUCCCGGGUUUAUCCCAGCCGCGUUUAUCCCAGCCGGGUUUAUCCCAGCCGGGUUCAUCCCAGCCGGGUUUAUCCCAGCCAGGUUCAUCCCAGCCGGGUUUAUCCCGGGUUUAUCCCAGCCGGGUUUAUCCCAGCCGGGUUUAUCCCGGACAGAAUCCCCCCAAAACCCCCCAAAAUCCCCCCGAUCCCGGCGGUGUCGCGGCUGUGUCCCCGUGA